AUGAUACAAUCCGAGGUCUUCAUAUUCAACAUCGGCAAAGACAGCCGCAGAAGAAGUUUCUCAGUGCAUUCCAAAGUCGUCGCUGCAACAUCUUCGUAUUUUCGGGCGCUUGUGAAUAACGGCAUGGUGGAGUCGUGCACGAAGACAGUCGAGUAUCCUGAUGUUGAACCUGAAGACUUUGCCCGCUUUAUCGAGUAUGCAUAUCGCAAAGACUAUUGUGUCCCUACAUGGGUGCAUGAAAAAACGGAUGAGAAAGACAAGGCGUUGCCUUCUCCUCCACGCAGCUGGUUUGGCCAGCAUUCUUCAAUACCCCUCUCUGGCCAGCCUGCUCGACAAGCCAGAAUCGGCCUGCCUUCUCCAACGCCCCUCUUUGGCCAGCCUGCCCCACAAGCCGGGUUUGGCCAACCGUCUUCGAAAACCCUAUUUGAUCAAUCUUUACCAGAAAAAAAGAAAAAGCCCACAUUUGAAGGCGGGGAUGCUGUACGCGCUCAUUUUGACACACGCAGUUACCUCGCCGCAGAGGAUCCCAGGACAGUCAUGCUCGUGACCUUCGAGCCCAAGCACAACAUCGCACCCAAUCAGGAUUUCACACCAGUGUUCCUAGGACACGCACGGCUAUACACAUUUGCUUGUAUGCGUGGAGUCGAUCCGCUCAGACGCUUGACACUACACAAGCUCCACCGAACACUACUCGGCUUCCAGCUCUACUCGCGACGCGUAUGGGACAUUGUUGAGCUUGCAAGAUAUGCAUACAAUCAGGGUGAAGACAGAAAAGUCGACGGCACAAAGGACGAAUUGAGACAGCUAGUGCUCGAGUACAUUGUACGCGAAGUGACGGUUUUCGGAAAGCAUCCAGCCUUUCUACUUCUACUGGAGGAAGGCGGAGAGUUUGUCGUCGACUUUUGGAGUCUGGUGUCCAAGGAGAAGAUUUGA
This is a messenger RNA of Bipolaris zeicola 26-R-13, 933 nucleotides long. RefSeq lists its product as uncharacterized. The transcript has 2 exons. Gene Ontology annotation, molecular function: protein binding. The record is from RefSeq and is a predicted model, not a curated record. Bases 1 to 933 code for a protein of 310 amino acids. NCBI's taxonomy places the organism in Eukaryota, Fungi, Ascomycota, Dothideomycetes, Pleosporales, Pleosporaceae.